Messenger RNA from Annulohypoxylon maeteangense, 4894 nucleotides. RefSeq lists its product as uncharacterized. The transcript has 2 exons. The record is from RefSeq and is a predicted model, not a curated record. The coding region runs from base 708 to 4349 and encodes 1213 amino acids. Lineage: Eukaryota; Fungi; Ascomycota; Sordariomycetes; Xylariales; Hypoxylaceae.
GCCUACUGGGCGCGAAAAGCAAUUUUAGAGACAUGCCCUCAGCUCGGCUGGCUGGUUGAGAUGCGACCAGGUACGGUACGAUAGCCUAGUACGUGGACGGUGGGCAGAUCUCAAAGUAAUGGGUAAAUUUGAUCAAAAAAACUUCUCAGGUUUUUCUUCUUGUUCCUUACCACUGGGUCGUUAGACUCCAAUAGUUAGGUUUCUUCUCUCGGUAUUCAUGCCGCUCACUUUUUUGCAUGAACGAGGAAGAGGCUCAGAGGCUACUAUUGACGAAUCUGGUCUGAUCGCGGCUCCUUGAUAAGUUUGAUCUACUGGUACAUGCCCCUCGAUCGGGACGCAUGCGGCUUUACCCUGGCUUUCUCACUUCGCCUCUGGGCUUCAACCUCAUUCCAGAACUCAGUCCAUUAGUGGGCCAACGUCGUUCGCGGCUUCAUACCCUCGUUUCUUAAGAUACUGAGAGUCUCGAAACUCGAGAGCAUCAACACCCCUUUACCGAUUACCGUCCCUGUUGUUCUACUAUUCGAGUUCCUCGACCCCGACGUCGACGCUUAGACAAAGACACUCGCUCUUCAAGGCUAUUGUCUCAGCUGUCGUCGAUUCCUAGCUAUGUUUCUUGACAGAUAGCAAAGCUCAACAGGACAAGCACUUCUCAGAGUGCUACAUGAUCGAUAUAUAGUUUCGACGUCUAAGCAUCCUAUCAAGUAUCCAUGAUGCUUCCAAGGUGGUCCAGCGUUUGCGCUGUGCUCUAUCUAUUAAUAUGCUUGAACUUGGUCUCUGCGGGUCGACUGAGACCAUAUCCAAGACAAGAUGCCUCUUCAGUAACUACAGAGGGUCCGACCACGACACAAAAUGGAGACGAUAAAACGACAGCCACACCAAACGCCUCAGGGUCUUCCUCUAGUUCAUUAGAGGUGACUAAUUCUGUUCAAGUUUCGGCAACCACAACUAGCGAUCCAUCAGAAACUGCGAUCCCCUCGGCUAUCAAUGGGAAUAACCCGACCAAUGAUAGUUAUACUGGAAACCAAACUGUUGUACAGGGCGAAUUGCCUUUGCCACCUCGACUUACACCCGGUUGGGGUGUUUCCGGCGCGAUUUUACUCUUAACUGGCAUCGUAUACACCUUAGUCGGCAUCAAAAACGCAUGGCUGCAUACAUGCUUCUCUUCGGCAUAUCUUGCCAGUCUCUGUGUAACGGUCUUGAUCAUUUACGUUAUGAACCCGCCUAUAUCAGAUGCGAUCCAAGGGGCAUAUGUUGUGGCAGCUGUUUGUACUGGUCUUAUUCUAGGUGGAGCUGCGACAGCUUUCAGGGAACUUACCGAAGGUCUUGGAUGUUUGCUGGGUGGCUUUUGUUUUGCUAUGUGGCUGCUAACCUUGCACGAUGGCGGGUUGUUACCUUCAACUACCGGCAAAGUCAUAUUUAUCACCGUCUUCACACUCGUAGGCUUCGCAUCUUACUUCAGUCAUUAUACCAGACCAUACGCUUUGAUCGGGUUAAUGUCUUUCGCCGGUGCGACUGUUACAGUUUUAGGUAUUGACUGUUUCAGCAGAGCUGGUUUGAAGGAAUUCUGGGUUUAUAUUUGGAACCUCAACGACAAACUUUUUCCUCUGGAGGCCAACACUUAUCCCUUAACCAAGGGAAUAAAAGUGGAGAUCGCAUUAAUCGUCGUGCUAACCAUUUUGGGAUUGAUAUCUCAGUUCAAACUAUGGCGUGUGAUUCAGCAUCAUCGAGAAAAACGAGCCGAAGAACGAGCUGAUUUCCAAAGAAUGCGCGAUGAAGAGGAGGCAGUUGUUGGGAGACGAGUUGAAGAAGAUAAUGAGCGCGAAAGGAGGCAAUGGGAAACAACCUACGGAGAUAUGCCUCCACCAAUGAGUCCUACUGCUUCUCGUGAUUCGGGUGUUGGGGAGAUGGAAAGUGAGAAGAAGGGCCGUCUUAGCCAGGCAACAGUUCAACCAGUCUCGCCGACGGAUACCGAAACCGAAAACGCGAUCGAAAUGGCGAACCUUACCACUUCCGACGACGCAGCAUCUUCCGAGGACGUGAAAAGGGUGGAAAACGGACUUGUAAUUCCAAAUCAACACGAAGAGAACCGAGUAACUAUUCGAGUUUCACGGGAUGACCUUCUUGAUCGAGACGCUGUUUCAUUGCCGACACCUGAUGAAAAGGCAUGGAUGGCUGGGGUUGAUGAGGAGAAUCAGCAUGCGACUACAGUAUCGCCCCACAGUACAAAAAGAGUCUCGAAUAUGACUGGACCCGACAUCAUACCAUUGCCAUUUAGAAUCCCGGAACCGCACGGAGACGAUGAGGAUAAUGAUGGUGAUCGCUCAUCGUUUGCAACAUUUGCCGAUGAGGAUAGACGGUCUAUCACGUUAAGCAAAAGAGCCUCGAGGGCAUCUUUAUCUCAUAGGUUAUCAGUGGGCUCGGGGAAUUUAUUGCGAAGUCUAUCUCAGCGUUCCCAAAAAUCACAAAAAUCCAAGCGCCAAACUGGAGAAUUCGAUGCUCCACAGCCGUCCCCCAAAUGGAGCGAGAGUCGCCAGGAUCUUGUGACAGAAAGCCGAAUGCCUCCCGAAGACACCGGUUCUAUUGCUGCUACCAUUGACGGCAUGAGUGAUGAUGGUGAUGAGAAAUUAGAAUGGACUGAAGAGCGAGAACCGAGAUUGACGAUGGAAAUCAAACCAGAAUUGGCGGAUAGGUUACCAGAAAAUGAAAUGAGUCUCGAAGACAAGAAGCCUGAAUCAAAACCAAGAGAUUCUUCCGGGGUACACCCUGGUGCUCGACCUUACUCGACGGUAGAAACCGUUGCGACGGAUAUUCUAGACCCUUUCUUAGGAGAGCAUACCGGGGACAACUCAAAAAGGAGUAGCAUAACAAAUGAUACCGGAAAGACAGCAGGGGCCAAUGAGAUCAGCAAGCUUACAAAUAUUCCGGAGACGAAGGUUCCUUCCGACACGUCAAAGGUUGCUAAAUCUGCGUCACCAUCAGCUACAUCUUCAGCAAGCCUUACGAAGGAACGUCUUCCCUCUAGCUUGUCCCGUGUUGCACUUUCAUACCGCACAAAUGAGUGGGCAAAACACUUGAGCCAUGCAGAGAAGCCCGAACUCGAAACGCUGCAGGUAAAUGAAUACCCUGAACCGGAAGAAGUCUUGAAGCAGCAAGAAGAAGUUCCUGCUCCAGUUAUGGUCGAAGAACUCCAGCAAACAGCCGAGAGUGGCAUUUUGGCGGCCCCUCUCGUGAGAACUCAAUCCUCCGUCUCGAAUACUCCGUCAAAUUUGCGCGUUUAUCGUUCUGCAUCAAGGGCAUCUGUGGUGGGGAUAGUAGACCCUACACAAGCUACAUUCCAAUCUCAAGAGGCCAGCGACAUUCCGAGUCACAUAAUGGGUGCCCAGCCCUAUACCCUGCAUAAUGUGCGAGUAAAGAGUCGCCGUCAGUCUGGUGAUGUCAUCCAGCCAAUCUUGGAAGAAAACACCGACGAGAAUCUCAAUACUCAAGUUAAUACGCCUCAAGAGAGGGACGAUGCACCUGCUUCGGGACUAAUCCCACCUUCCCCCAUCGAGCCUGAAUCACAGCGUAUAAGCCACUCUCCCGUCCCAGGUGUUGUCUCAUACUCCAGCCCUCAAACGUUGAUUGGAAAGCGAGAUAUGUUCUUGCGUAGCAAAUCUCAGUCAACAUUAUUACUAUCGCAACAGAUUCCUGAGAGUGCACAAUACCCCCUCAGAUCAGUCAGCCAAAUGGAGCUCCAGUACAACCAUCCAACACCUUCACCUUUUGCUACCCAAGAUCCAGAUGAUCUUCCACUUAGCCAACGAAAAGAACUCAUUCGCCAAAACAGCAUGCUUUCUGCACAUUCCGCUACCACCAACCCGCGACAAAAUAGCACUAUGAGAAUAUCACAUAUGUCUGGAUCAAAUCCACCAACAGUCUCGCCAAUAGCAGCAGAAAGUUCACAAUUUAAUUCUCAUCAACCUCAACGACGAUCUACAGCGCCGUCCCCAGCCCAUCGCGAUGCCCAGCUCGCGAACUUCCGGCAGUCUGUCGCCGCAGAGUUGCGGGCAGGAACGCAAGUCUCGCCCGCAGGUAACACUGGCCGGGAAACACCCCUUUUCUCUACUUCGACCCCCUUACUAGGAGCAACCACGCAGCGAAAUGGAAGCUACGAAAUGCAAUAUAAUAUCGACCAGCAGCGGAACGUUCUUCUAUCCCAGAGGGAACAGGAAACACAGAGAAGAGAGUUUGAACGCCAGGAGAAAGAACGCAACGAACGCACGUUUGAGGAAUUGAUGCGACGCGGGGAUCUCAUGGACGCCCAUCGCGAGGCUUUAAGGAGGAUGCAGAGUAAUGUCAAGGGCCAAUAAUGGGAACACGUUUCAAGAGCGACGAGUAUACGUGUAUAAACAAAAAUACGGUAGCGGGCAUAUGGGUUUAUUUUCAUAUCGGGCUGGGUUGGCGGUGGUGGAACUUGAUACCCUUUCUUUCCCUCGUUUCCACACCUUUCUUAUAAUUUCAUCUAGCGAUCAUCGACAUUUAUUACCUAUUGCUAUUACAUACGAACUACCCAAGUAUAUCAUGUACAUUAUGGCACAUCCCUCGAUCCUUUGAUUACAUAUCUACCUACCUACCUAGUACCUAGAUAGGGUACCUAUCCUUCCACUUAUUUUCUAAUAUGUAAUUGCUGGAAUCAAAGUUGGUGCUGGCAAACGGAGUUAAGCAAUUAGGGAACGUGCAUAUGAGGAAACACAAAAAUAGAUGCAGAUUCAUAUGAGCCGUGUUGUUGGUAAAGAGGUGGAUAAUUGAGACAUAGAGGGACGUUGUGUAACUUGGUAUGCAUACAGAAUAGUCUAUACAAGCACUUGAGAGUUGUCAGAGCUUAAUCAAGAUCAAACGAACAUAUUGAACACCC